Lutra lutra (Eurasian river otter) is the source of this 1005-nucleotide messenger RNA. It is a transcript of the gene VAX1, whose product is annotated as ventral anterior homeobox 1. The record is from RefSeq and is a predicted model, not a curated record. Bases 1 to 1005 code for a protein of 334 amino acids. Gene Ontology annotation, biological process: neuron differentiation; brain development; regulation of DNA-templated transcription. Gene Ontology annotation, molecular function: DNA-binding transcription factor activity, RNA polymerase II-specific; DNA binding. Lineage: Eukaryota; Metazoa; Chordata; Mammalia; Carnivora; Mustelidae. The transcript has 3 exons.
AUGUUCGGGAAACCAGACAAAAUGGACGUUCGGUGCCACUCGGACGCAGAGGCUGCCCGGGUCUCGAAGAACGCGCACAAGGAGAGCCGGGAGAGCAAGGGUGCGGACGGGAACCUCUCCGCCGCCUUCCUCAAGGAGCCGCAGGGCGCCUUCUCCGCGUCGGGUGCCGCGGACGAUUGUAACAAAAGUAAAUCCAAUUCGGCCGCCGACCCGGAUUAUUGCCGCCGGAUCUUGGUCCGAGAUGCCAAGGGUUCCAUCCGAGAGAUCAUCCUGCCCAAGGGCCUGGACCUGGACCGGCCCAAGAGGACGCGCACGUCCUUCACUGCGGAGCAGCUCUACCGGCUGGAGAUGGAGUUUCAGCGCUGCCAGUACGUGGUGGGCCGAGAGAGAACCGAGCUCGCCAGGCAGCUUAACCUCUCCGAGACCCAGGUGAAAGUCUGGUUCCAGAACCGGCGCACGAAGCAGAAGAAGGACCAGGGCAAGGACUCGGAGCUGCGCUCGGUGGUGUCGGAGACGGCGGCCACGUGCAGCGUGCUGCGGCUGCUGGAGCAGGGCCGCCUGCUGUCGCCGCCCGGCCUGCCCGCGCUGCUGCCGCCUUGCGCCACCGGCGCGCUCGGCUCGGCGCUUCGCGGGCCCAGCCUGCCUGCCCUGGGCGCCGGAGCCGCUGCCGGUUCGGCCGCCGCCGCCGCGGCCGCCGCCCCGGGUCCCACCGGCGCCGCGUCCCCGCACCCGCCGGCCGUGGGCGGCGCUCCGGGCCCUGGGCCCGCUGGGCCGGGCGGACUGCAUGCGGGCGCGCCGGCUGCCGGCCACGGCCUCUUCAGCCUACCGGUACCGUCGCUGCUCGGCUCGGUCGCCAGCCGCCUCUCCUCCGCCCCGUUGACAAUGGCCGGUUCGCUGGCUGGAAAUUUGCAAGAACUCUCCGCCCGGUACCUGAGCUCCUCAGCCUUCGAGCCUUACUCCAGGACCAACAAUAAAGAAGGGGCCGAGAAAAAAGCGCUGGACUGA